Messenger RNA from Uloborus diversus, 6908 nucleotides. Its product is annotated as paired amphipathic helix protein Sin3a-like. Lineage: Eukaryota; Metazoa; Arthropoda; Arachnida; Araneae; Uloboridae. Gene Ontology annotation, biological process: negative regulation of transcription by RNA polymerase II. Gene Ontology annotation, molecular function: transcription corepressor activity. The transcript has 28 exons. The record is from RefSeq and is a predicted model, not a curated record. Gene Ontology annotation, cellular component: chromatin. The coding region runs from base 285 to 4583 and encodes 1432 amino acids.
CGUGGAGUGGUUUGGAUUUAAAUCGACGGUGUUUCAGUCGACAGAUAGAAUUUCAAAUGUUUUUACUGAACUAAACUUUAAUAUUUAAUGGUACUUGAAGAAAUCAACAGCUAUGUCUUGGCUUCCAUGCUAAACAGUCAAACAUUGAACAGCUCCUGCUACGGAUACUUUUAUGUAUCUGUUGCAUUAGUGGAUCCAAGGUCUUAGUGUUAUUACGUAGGCUAUAUAUGAGCCAUGUUCCGAGGUUUGGACUAUUUGAAUAUUGAUUUUGUUCGCAAGAAAAAAUGCGGCGACACCUCGAUGAUCAUUCUUCAAGUUUGACGAACAGUGGGAUUUUCAAUAGUACUUUGCCACUUUCAACAUCAAACACAGCUUCCAGAAUCUUUACUGAUUUAGAUGCUCGUGUGGGAGCAUCGAACAUUCCAUCGACAACUUCUGUCACAGCUGGUUCAGCAUCAGCGCCAACUAUUUCAUUUCAUCAUUCCAAUCGAACUGUAAAUGCGCCCGUUUCACCAGGAACGGGCAGCAAUAAUACUAAUAAGCCCUUGAUUUCAAGGCAGCCAUUGGCUCUGAUACAAGAAACUGUCCAUGCUGUAGGUUCAACAUUAGUCUCUGAAAUGCAAAGUGGUGUACAGUUCUCAAUUCCAUCAGGCUAUCAAGCUCGUGUAGCAGCUGCUACAACUUUAGCCCAGGGUAAUCAUGGUCAUAAUCAAACUUCAUCAACUGUUCACCAUUCAUUGCCAUCACAAGCACAAGCUCAUAGUAAUACACAAAUAGUGCACCCUAUACAAGCAAAUUCACAGGCACAUGUAACACAAAUGCAAGGGCACCAAAUGCAAUUUCAGAGGCUUAAAGUAGAAGAUGCUUUAUCUUAUCUUGAUCAAGUGAAAUACAAGUUUGGCAAUCAACCCCAAGUAUAUAACGAUUUUCUCGACAUAAUGAAAGAGUUCAAAUCUCAAAGCAUUGACACUCCCGGUGUUAUUCAAAGAGUAUCUAAUCUUUUUCGAGGGCAUCCUGAACUCAUUGUUGGUUUCAAUACAUUUCUACCUCCCGGUUAUCGAAUUGAAGUGCAACCCAAUGAACAAGUUCAAGUCAGUAUUCCAGGUACUACCAUGGGUGCUGGAGGUGUGAGCACUGGUCCAACAUCUCUUACCAUACAUCCAACUGGCCCUCCCAGUACUACACAACCUAUUCAUCCCACUCAUGGAACUCAGCAGUCAAAUCACACAAGUCAUACAACUUCACCUCAUUCAUCUCCCAGCAACACCAUUAGUAAGUCAUCUGCUCAUUCAACACCAGUUGCCAACAACCAGUCUCAUUCUAAUUCGCAAAGUCAACUUGUAUUCAAUCAAAGUUCGCCUGCACAUACUCAGUCUAGUGGUAGUUCACCUGGUGUUCACAGCCCGAAUAGUGCUCCGCAAUCUAGCCAGCCUGUAGAGUUCAAUCAUGCCAUCAACUAUGUCAAUAAAAUUAAAAAUCGUUUCCAAGGCCAACCUGACAUAUAUAAACAGUUUUUAGAAAUACUUCACACAUAUCAGAAAGAGCAAAGGAAUCUAAAAGAUGGUGUCCAUACAGGAAGCAAACCUUUAACAGAAGCUGAAGUAUAUGCUCAAGUUGCAAAACUUUUCCAAAAUCAAGAAGAUUUGUUACAAGAAUUUGGUCAGUUUCUUCCAGAUGCCAAUGGUGCAGCAAAUGCUUUAGUUGGCUUGCCCACUCCAAAUUCGAUAAAAAGUGAGCAUAAUUCUUCUGUGAAAAAACCCUCCUUGCCGACGAAACCGUUGCCUACAGCCAACAAUCAGACUAAACAAAUUCAGGCGAUUAAACGUCCUUCUCCAUCUGUGCCCUCUCCACCUAUGAAGAAACCAAGAAUGACAAGUUUAAAAGAUAUUACACUGUCAGAAGCUACAAAACAUGGAACUUUGAAUGAUUUUGCUUUUUUUGAUAAAGUUCGUAAAGCAUUUAAAAGUCAAGAGAUUUAUGAGAACUUUUUAAGAUGCCUUGUGAUAUACAACCAAGAAUUGAUAUCAAGACAAGAUUUGGUUUUACUUGUAUCUCCAUUUUUAUCGAAAUAUUCUGAUCUGUAUAAAUGGUUCAAGGAUUUCUUAGGUUAUAAAGAAAAUAACAAUAAUAAUAACAAUACUAGUGUCGAUAUAGUUCCUAAGAAAAUUGAAACUCAGGAAAGAGAAAGAGUUGGAGAUUUCGCUACAGAAAUUGAUUAUUCUUCAUGUGUGAAAUAUGGAGCAAGUUACAGAGCUGUGCCAAGAAAUUAUGUGCAACCCAAGUGCAGUGGUAGGACUGCGCUGUGUCAUGAGGUUUUGAAUGACACUUGGGUCUCUUUUCCGUCUUGGUCAGAAGAUUCUACAUUUGUAAGUUCCAGAAAGACACAGUUUGAAGAGUAUAUUUAUCGAUGUGAAGAUGAGAGAUUUGAGUUUGAUGUUGUGUUGGAAACAAAUUUAAGCACAAUACGCAUACUUGAAGCAGAAAUGACAAAAAUUAAUAGAAUGUCUCCUGAAGAGAAAGCUAGAUAUCGACUGGAUGAUACACUUGGCGGAAGUUCUUCAGUUAUUCAACAACGAGCUAUUAAAAGAAUUUAUGGUGAUAAAGCUGGUGAUAUUAUUGAAGGUCUUAAAAAAAAUCCUGUAUCUGCAGUGCCUCUAGUUUUAAGACGGUUAAAGGCAAAAGAAGAAGAAUGGCGUAAAGCUCAAAAGAGUUUCAAUAAAAUUUGGAGAGAACAAAAUGAAAAAUAUUACUUAAAAUCAUUGGAUCAUCAGGGAAUCAACUUCAAGCAGAAUGACGUGAAGUUUUUGAGAUGCAAAAGCAUAUUAAAUGAAAUUGAAACAAUAUAUGAAGAGAGGCAUGAACAAGUGGAUGAUGGUGUUACUGAUGUUGCUACUGGACCUCACUUAGUACUGCAGUAUAAAAGUAAAAAUGUUUUUAAAGAUGCAGCAAAUCUUGUUAUACAUCAUGUAAAAAGGCAAACAGGAACCCAAAAAGAAGAUAAGCAAAAAAUCAAACAUUUGAUGAGGCAGUUUUUCCCUGAUUUUUUUUCUGCUCCUCGGGGAGAUUUGUCGGAUGAUGAAGUCGACAAAGAUGAUGAUAUGGAAACAGAAGAUGGUAAUGAUAGUCCAAAAUCAAGUGUAUAUAGAGACUUACUUUCUUUGAAUUUAGGAUGCAGUAAUAGCUUUAUUAAAGACUCAUCGAAUACUGGUCAUAUUUCUCCAUCUCAUGAUGAUAAAAGCUCUGAUAGGUCAUUUUUUAGCUCUGCUCAAAGCAACACUAUGGAUAACUCCUUACCGGAUGAAUCUUAUACUCUUAUGUUUGCCAAUAACAAUUGGUAUGUUUUCUUCCGUCUGCAUCACAUACUUUGUGAAAGGUUAUGGAAAAUCUAUGAAUGUUCACAGAUACUAAUAGCAGAAGAACUAAGAGACCAAGAAGAAAGAAAGCAAUCUACAGCUCUUGCACUUCGACUUAAACCUCGAACUAACAUUGAUAUAGAUUCUUAUUAUCCAACAUUUUUGGAUAUGGUAAAAAACUUACUGGAUGGAAAUAUUGAAAGCAGCCAAUAUGAGGAUAAUUUGAGGGAAAUGUUUGGUAUACAUGCAUAUCUCGGCUUCACCCUGGAUAAAGUUAUUCAAAAUGCUGUGAGGCAGCUUCAACACAUAGUUGGAGAUGAUCCUUGUACUCAGUUGACUAAUCUGUUUCUUGAAGAGGCAAAGCAUAAAGCAACAGGUGGUGCAUGUUCAACAUCAUCUCUCCGUUCUACAGUUGAACUUGUAUACCAAAAGAAGGCAGAACAAUUGAGUGAUGAAAACUUGUUCAAAAUAAUAGUGUAUAAACAAGAAUGCAAACUGACCAUUGAGCUCCUAGACACAGAUUCUGAUGUUUCAGAAGACCAAAGCGCUGUAAAUAAAUGGAAUGCAUUUGUAAGAAAAUAUGUUUGUGAAGACAAUAUUGCCAACAUACUCAAAGACAAACUAGCGAAAAAUCCAAUAUUUCUUCCAAGACAGAACAAUAAUUGGUUGAAUCAUGCCAAAAAUAUGAAUGAAGAAAAAGAAACUGACUACUCUCAAGAAAAUGACUUGAGUUUGCAAAAUAUUCAAGAUGAAAUCGAUGAGAGUAAGAUAGAUUUAAGCCGUCUAGAAGAUGGUGGUGCCGGUGAAGCUGUGAAAGGUUUAGUGGGAUUAAAUGCUAAAGCUAAGUAUCUGGAAAGAACCAGGCUGAAUAAAAUAACCGAGAAUGGGGACUCGACAUCUAAUAGCUAUGGGUGCAGAUUUAAUGUGAAUUCAUACAAAAUGACAUGGAUUGUAGACAGUGAAGAAUGUUUGUAUAGGAAAAAGAGUCUUUCAAAAGCUUUGCAGUCUCACCAAAAAGUUUCACAGAAGUUGGGGAAACGAUUUCAUGAGUGGCAUCAGAGAUGGCUCUUAGAAAAUGUACAAGAAGAUCAAGAAAAAUGGUGCAAAAACUGGUUGUUAGGGUUGACUGAAGAUAAUAUACCUACUACUUGCAUUCGUGUAGACAAUUUCACAAAGCCUCCAUAUUCCAGUUUUAAUCGGUACAAAGUGCAGGCCCGUGAGAAAACCUGAAUCAUUCUAGAUUAAAAUAUAUCCCCGUGCUUUCUUGAACUUGUUCAUGUGCAAAUACAAACUGAAACCAUUACUAAAGACUAAGGAUAGAUUCCUCUUUCAUUAACAUUACAAUCAUAACGUGUUAUGUGCACUUAAUUUUGUUUCAUUGACUAUAGCAUUUUAUUUAAUGAGACAAACAUCUUGCAUUGAGUUUCUUCCGUAUCACUUGCGACGAAACAUUGUUUGACAAGAAAAAUAUUCUGCAUUAGACAUUCAUUUCAUGUGCAUUGCAUUGUAUAUCCCAUUGACACAUUUCAAAUUGAAUGUUUUCUUGAACUCUCAUGUCAUGCUGCAAAAGCACAAGAAAACGUCAGUGGACCAGAUGAUACUGCUUUUAAUUUUAAUAUGAAUGAAGCAGCUGCCAAAAACAUAUGCUGAUUUUAUUCAACAAAACAAAUUAUUUUUAUUCAAACGGUGUUCAAUGAAUAUUUAAUUUGAACACCCUGUAAGAAUGUAAUUAUUUCAUGGUAGCUUUUUUUAGCAUAAAACAUCUGACUGUAAAAUUUAUUCCAUUGUACAAAACACUGGUUGAAAAAAAAAUUGUGAAAUAUUUUACAUUAUGCGGUAUUUUUGUACCUUGAGAUCAUAAAAGGUAAGAAAAGAUAUAGUUUCUUCAAGUGAUAAUGUUGCCACCUGAAUGUAAGGACUUACUAUAAGCCAGAGGGAAUCAUAUGAAAGUUUUUAUCACCCUCAAUGUUCUUGUAAAUUUUUCAUCUUAAAAAUCAUGAGUUUAUGUGUUUGUAUGUUUUACAUUGUUGUUAAAAUGGUUUUCAAAUAUCUGAAAUAUAUUUUUUUUUUCUUAAUUUUAUAUAUUGAUAUAUUUCUCUUCAAAACAAGUAAUUUUACAUUGAAGCUAUCAAUUGAUUUGUUUAGUGGUGAUUUUAUAUUUCAAUUGUUAAAAAUAAUGACAUUCUUUGGUGUGUAAUAUAUGCUGAUUUAUAGAACAUGAAAUGCAUAAACAAGACUUAGUAUCUAUGGAAAAACAUAAGCUAUAUUUUCUCCUCUUUAGUUUUAAAUACUGUAAAGAAUAAAAGCUUCUGUAAAAUUUUACUUUUAAAUAAUUAAUAUGCAAGAAUUACAACCCCCUCUCGCAAAGCAUUACUUUGAAUUUCGAUUUAAAAAUUUUUAAUUGAUUUAUCAAACUUAAAAACACAUUGUAUAUAUAUAUUUUUUUAAUGUUGAGUUCUGAAUGCAUAAAUGUCCUAAAGCAAUGGUGCUCAACCUACAACCCACGGGCCAAAUCCAGCCGCAAACUGAUCGGUGUGGCCCGUUGUUUUGUUCAAUGUUACAAAUUGAAGGGCACUAUUAGUGAAAAUAUGUCAAAUUUAAAGCCACAUUGUUCAGAAAUUGGUUUCUGAAACACAUGCAUUUACAUUAAAAUAAACAUUGUGUAAGAGACAACAACAAUGUUUGGUUUGUGAUUUUUUUUUGUUUGUUUGUUUGUUUUGCAUAUUUUAUUAUGCUAGUUAGAAAAGAAUGAAAUAUUUUGAAAUUUUAUGUGUAUUCUGGCCCACGAGAAUGAUUUUAAUAUGAGGUGCGGCCCUUGGGCAGAAAAAGGUUGGGCACCACUGUCCUAAAAAAAAUUAUACUCUCCCAGACAGUAUAAUUUUUACUCUUAAUUCCAAUUUUUUAUAUAUUAUGUUUUUUUUUUAAUUGUUGUAAAAGAGUUUGAUGUUCUGAAAUUCUAGGCUCUGUUAAGCUGAAAAAAUAAAAAUAUUCAUGUCUAAUUAUUCCCUUUCUCUGCAAAGAAUAUUUUCCUUUAAAAAAGAAAUAAGGUAAUCAAUGAAAGUUUUAGUUUUUUAUUCCUACGCUAGGAAAUUUAACUAAAUUUGUAUUAUAGUCCAACUUCAGUAAUUUAAAUGAAAGAAACGGGUAUUUUUUCAUGUGAAUGAAAUUUCACAAAUAAUUUUAUCUUUAAAGGCCCUAGAUAUUUUACUUUCAAUGAAUGUUUAGAUAUGUUUUGCUCUUCUUAAAUGAGUAAUCCUAAUUAUUUCAACUUAAAAUUGAAAUUUACUACUUUGGUCAUAAAUAAUUCUCAAGACUUGAAACCAGGAGAAGCCAUUUCAGUAAUAAAUAUUUGUAUUGAAAUAAACAUAACUGAAGUUAACUUUGCUGCAUUUCCACUUUUGAAAGAGAAGUUUAUAAUUUGAUCAAUCUUAUUUACGUUUUUGCAAAGUUGUAGCUUUCUCUCUAUAACUAUUUUUCCUCUGUUCAAUAUUAUUGCCUGUAAAAAUCAUAAAUGAAGGAAUUCUGUUCAUAGAAUUAAUUGUAUAUUAAGUUAAA